Molecule: messenger RNA, 3396 nt
Organism: Octopus sinensis (East Asian common octopus)
Lineage: Eukaryota; Metazoa; Mollusca; Cephalopoda; Octopoda; Octopodidae
Product: trace amine-associated receptor 9-like
Exons: 1
Coding region: 2244-3260 (338 amino acids)
Biological process (GO): G protein-coupled receptor signaling pathway
Cellular component (GO): membrane
Molecular function (GO): G protein-coupled receptor activity
Source: RefSeq, a predicted model, not a curated record
AAAAAGGGACAAAAGAAAAAAAAUCAACAAAAUUUACUUCUUCCCGAGUCGUAUAGACUCAUAAGGCCUGUUUCCUGGUUUCUGCAGUAUAUAUAUAUUCGCUCCUGGAUGGGAUGCUGGGCCAUUGCAGCAUCACUUUGGACUGAAGCAACGUGAAAUGAUGUGUUUUUGUUCGAGAACGUAACGCAUUCCCUGGUCUAGGAAUCGAAACUACAACUCCACGAUCAUAAGUGAAACAUCCAAAACCACUGAGUCACCCGCCUCCAUAAACGUAUUAAUAAACAUAACAGUAACGGAAACAGCAACAUCUGCAGCGAAAUCAGUUAUCGGGGAUAGUAUAACAGAAACGUUAAUUGUGGCCUCGUUCAUUAUAGAAAUUAUAAUCAAAGAGCAACAUCGAUAACAACAACAACAGCAGCAGCAGUAAUCACCACCACCACCACCACAACAACAACAACAAAAGCAUCUUCUGCAGUCAAGUGCAACAACAACAACAACAACAACAGCAGUAGCAGCAGGAAGUAUAACAACAGUAAUGUUAACUGUGGCCUUGUUCAUUAUAGAAACUAUAACCAGAGCAACAGCAACAGUAGUAGCAGGAGCAGUAGCAGCAGCAGCAGUAAAAGCGGUAAUAUUAACAAUGGAGUAGUGUUGCAACAGCUGGUGGUGUUAUGCAAAUUAUAACAGAAACAUUAGCAGCAGUGAUAAUGAUAGAAGAGCAUACCAUCACAAACAACAACGACAACAACAACAUUAAUAGGAAUAUCGGACAAAGGGGAAGAAAUUACUAUGGUUAUGUGCAACUACAGCAAGAACAACAAUUGCAACAACAACAAUAAUACCGAAGGAAGGAGAAAUUACACUGGUUAAAAUAAUAACAGCAGCGACAACAAUAACAGUAACAACAACAGGAAUAUAACGACAAUAUGUGUCCAGCUUAUGUCAGCAUUUUGUCGAUAGAAUGUGCACCAAGAGAUUGGUUUCGUGUAAUGAUCAAAGCGGAGAAUAAUUGACCAGCGGAAAGUCAUGUGAGUCAGCAGAAUGAUUUGAUCUCAGUUCUGUAGUUUUACUUAAAAAAGCCGCCCAUGUAUUUUAAUGCUACCUCUCCUCAAAGCGUGCAGCCAAUAUCAAAGUGAACUGUGCCGUUCAGAAUUUUUAAGAUUUGUCUACGGAUACAACGAUCUGUUGGUGUCAAAAUACGCAGUGCUAACCUCUUGGCUUCUUGUCCAUUGUGUUAUAUCCAUUGUGUUAUUAUAGCGGUUCAGUCAUCCGCAACUUGUAUUAUUUAACUGUUUGAAACUGCAUGCCACUACACGCUUUCAAAUAAACAAACGUAUUCGUAUGCAUACACGUAUAUACUGACACAUACAUAGACGCCAAAUUCACAAAUACACUUAUACACCCGUUUAUACAUGUACACACAUACUCGAAGCAGUAAAACGACACGAAUCGCUGACCACAUCAGAUGCUUCUUCGAUAUCCCACUAUCAUAGAGUAACUAUAAUUCAAUUUCAUUGCAGGACCACGUCCGAAACGUUUUUCUAUUUUUGGUCAUAUCUUAGUACACACACACACACACUACACACACACACACACACACACACACACACACACACACACACACACACACACACAACUAUUUCUGCUUUUAAUUUCUGGGUUCUACAGCAUCGUUUUUAUGCUCAAAAUAACGUGAUGGAGAACUCUUCAAAGCAGAGCAAAAAGCAGUCCUUUGACUCAGGGAGCUGAAUCUGUAAGGCAUGUUUCGAUUCCGUCUAGAAAAUAAUGUCCUUGCCUCUCAUAAGUAAGGUGCACGAAUACCAUAAAUUCUUAAACCCCCUUAACUAUACAAAUAUAUACACAGAAAAAAGAGAAAGUGUGUUCCUGGAAAUCACAAAGUUACUUUUUGGAGAGCCGAGACUGUUAGCCGGUUUCGUUACUCGGGUGACACAAAUUCCCUUCCUCUACAAAGAUAAUGCUGUUUCGUUGAAUGUUAUAAAGCAUCAUAUUUCUCCACUAUAAAGUUGAAAAAAUAUCUGCAUAAAUAAGAAACUAUUCUUUUGUUCACAUGCCCUUCUUUAUAAUUUUUAUACGGGUGCAGUAAUCGAGUACAGUGUUUUAGAACGUCACCAAAAACGAAAUUUUCGGUUUUUGAUUCAACGGAAGAGAUAAGUGGAGUUGCUUCCUGUUACUUUAUCGAGUUCAACAAGAGGACUGCGACUUAAAACGGUGAUACAAAACACAUGUCAACGUUUACAUUACAGCUGCUGCAGAUUUUCGCUGCAGUGGGGUUUUCAUCUGUUAGUGAUUGCGAAGUAGGGGAUAUGGUCAUGGAUUCAACACAGUGGUGGCUGCAAGAUACAAACCAGCUAAAUCUCAGUGUCUUAUCAACUCAGCCGUCUACACUCUCAAUAAAGCAUUUGGUCACGUUCAAUUCAUACUCCAACAAAACUAUGCCUUUGUUAUUUAAUUCUGAAAACGAAGCUCUUCGAAUAAUACUUAUAGUUAUUUACUACGUGUUGUUAAUACCCGUUUUUGGUGGAAAUUUGUUGUUAAUAAUCGCCACAUUUAAAUGUAAACAGUUGCACACACGAACUAACACCCUGGUGGCCAACAGUGCUUGCAGUGAUAUGAUUUUCGGAACAUUUUUGAUAGUUUACGAAAUAAUCCUCUUACAGUUAAAGCGAGUGAUUCCGGGGCAGGUUUUAGAAGUCAUUUAUCUAAUAUUUUUCCGUACUGGAAUUUCUAUAUCUUUGUCCAAUCUGCUUUUGAUAACAGCUGAAAGAUAUUUUUCAGUGUUAUGGCCAUUUUGUUACGAGGCACACGUGACCAACCGCAGUAUUAUAGUGGGCAUAAGUCUGUCUUGGCUUGUGAAUAUACCGCUAUGUACAGCCUCUUGGCUUCUCGAAGUGAAGCUACAAGCGAUCAAAGAAAACCUUGAGGAACAUCCGGUGUUUGUGGACUCUACAGCAUACGAUUACGUCUGGCUGGCAUUCUGUCUACUCGAGUUUAGUUUAUCGAUAUAUUUUUAUGCUAGAGUAAUAUGCGUUAGCUGGCGACAACUCAAAACAAUACACCGGAACAACAGUGUAGAUGAUGGGCUGGCAAGAAGAGACUUAUAUAAGGCCAAAAGAAGGUCUUUGUUUCUAGGUGCGUUCAUUGUUUUAUGGUCUCCAAUAUUUUGCUUUAAGAUUUGCGACAGUUCUGCCGUGAUAUACUUCCGACGGAAGUACUCUCUAGGUUCGGCAACUUUCUGGUAAAGUUGAACUACUGCAUAAAUUUCAUUGUUUAUGCUGCUACGAAGACAUAUCGUUCGGCAUUCAAAGACCUUUUCUGUUCGCGGCGAGUUUCCUCGCGCGUUUUUGUACUCUGAAUGUAGUACAAAUUAUAUUUGUA